AUGACUCCUCAGACAACCCUAGCCGGCCUCCCACCUACCGACUCGCUGGACAAGGACCAAUUCUCCUGGGAAGACGUGGUCCCCGCCGGCGCUGAGCCAUCCUUUUGGGCAGCCCUUGGCAACCAGCAGCCCAACGCCGUUGCCGACAAAACUAGCCAAAAUCUACGUCUUGCCAGACCUGACGACGACCCAUCUCAAGUCACACUGCCCGGUGCAAUCCCUAUCCCCCGCGCCUCACAAAGACGCUACAGCGAAUCAGACAUCUGGGGAGCCUCAAUCCCUCCCGCUUCCUACGGCUGA
Messenger RNA from Puccinia triticina, 300 nucleotides. RefSeq lists its product as uncharacterized. The record is from RefSeq and is a predicted model, not a curated record. Lineage: Eukaryota; Fungi; Basidiomycota; Pucciniomycetes; Pucciniales; Pucciniaceae. The transcript is spliced from 2 exons. The coding region runs from base 1 to 300 and encodes 99 amino acids.